This is a messenger RNA of Nymphaea colorata (pocket water lily), 2150 nucleotides long. RefSeq lists its product as uncharacterized. The record is from RefSeq and is a predicted model, not a curated record. The coding region runs from base 599 to 1750 and encodes 383 amino acids. The transcript has 11 exons. Lineage: Eukaryota; Viridiplantae; Streptophyta; Magnoliopsida; Nymphaeales; Nymphaeaceae.
GUGCUUGCCAGAAAAUUUUAUUUUCGAGGUGAUUUCAUAUGCUCGAAUCUAAGAUUUGGGUUCCAGAGAUCAAAGGGAGACUCGCCGGUGGAUGAAGAGGGACGUUGCAGGCGAACUUAGCUGAAAGUCCCUGGCGGACCCUUCUUGAAGUAGACUUUGGCUCUCUUUACGGGCUUCGUCAGAUAGGAGAGCUACCAAGCCUUCAUUUUCCGGCGCUGAAGAAAGAAAGAGCUUCCAGCCACAAACGAAGAUUUUAAUCGGCGAGAGAGGCAUGGGGCACUAGCAACUCGAAGAAGCCAUGCUUUGCUAGUUGAAGAGUACGAGGACUCGACGGCGGGUCUGACAAUUAGAGUACUCCGUCACUGUACUUUUGAAGAGAACUCUGCUGACGAGAAUCCAUGACGGCGACAAGGAUUGACUCACUUCUUCCUCUUCGUCACAAGCUCUUAGAUCUUGCCCCAGGUUAACAGGUACUAUUGAAGAAUCCUUAUCGAAGACAUCCAAAGAUGAAGCACAGGGUGCAGAAGUUUCCUUAAGAUCUGAUUUUCAGUCCCUUUUGUGUAUUAAAACGAACUUUGAGGAUGACCCAGAUUCAAUUAUGAGGGUUAUCAGGGAUUUCUACCUUUGUUGCUCUGCUUUAGCUUCUGCUGAUGGUGGAAAAGACCCCACAAUGUCAUGGGUCCCAAAAGCCUUAGCUUCAUUGGCAUUUCAAGCCAUCCGAGAGCUGUCAAGAGCAAUCUUUUGUGAUCUAGAUCAGAGUAUACGGAGGACAAUCACAAAGCUCAAUGAUGAGUUUUUGUUAGUUCCCAAUGAGGAUAAACUAGUCUUAGAGAUGAUGCCAAUUGUGUUCCCCAUGAUGAAGCAUGUAAUUAGUGAUAGCUUAAUUGAUGCGAUGGAGGAUACUGUUGUUGAUUCCUGUGCUCGUGCUUCAGUUGGUUCAGCUAUUGUUGCUUCUCAUUGCCUUAGAUGGAGCAUUGAAAGGGUUUCCCAUCCUUAUCUUGGAAAGUUAUGUUCCUUGGUAAUUCCGAGUGUAUUGACUGCUUUGGAUCACUGGUCACCUGCAGUUAAAGGACAGGCAAUUAUUAGCUUUCUGCAUAUAGCAAAGAACAUGAAUAUGGCUGAACUUGAUUGGUAUGCAGAUGUAAUACUUGAUGCCUGUUGUCGGAAUAUCCCUGCUAAUGAUGACAUCUGGCAUAGCACCAUUGAGAUGACUGUGCUUUUGGUGACAUGCACGCAACGAAGAAAUCCUCGUUGCAGUUGGUAUGAGAAAGUACUAAAUGAAAUGCUUGGGCAUUUAGAGCGCCAUCCAAGGAGUAAAGGGCUUCGAGUUUCGUGGCUGCAACUGAUUGAACCUGUCUUCAAUGCUAUGGGAGUUAUUAUUGUAGCCCAUUUUAGACGCAUUUUUCCUCUCAUAUUUAAAUGGCUUCACGCUGAUGAUGACAAAACAGUUUUACUGUCACUUGAAAGGCUCCAGACCAUCUUAAAGUUGACUUGGAUGCGGAAUACAUUAUAUGUGGGCCAGUUAGUGGAUGAACUUGCUUUAACAUACAAGGAAGCAUCAUUGAGGAAGGACAGAGAGAUUAUCCGUCGCCAUAUCCUUCAGAUAUUUUUUUUGCUUCAAAAAUCCAAGGGCUUGCAGUUUGAAGGAGCUUGGGCCAAGCAUAAAGAUGACCCAAACCUAACUUCUCUUUCAUCCUCAUUCAGUCAAGGAUGGUGGCAUGGAGAAGAUUCUGUUCUAUCUCUAGCCUAAAUUGGCUGGAUAGCUUCGACGUUGAAAUCUGUUCUCUAAUGGGGGCCUACCUCUCGUGAGGUACACACCAGAGGAACAUGGACCACCACACCUUACAAGGGCAAGUCCAUGGUUCAUGGCAGAGACUUGGUAUAGGAUCUUCAUGUCGGCUAUCUUCGCAACUACCUCCUCUCUUGUAAGGCCUCACUAGGAUAUUCAGUAACUCUAGAGGGUUGGUAUUAGAUGUUUCUGUCAGCAUGAUAUAUUUCCUGCGGCAUGAUGCAGGUCUGCUAUAUCUCAAAAACAGGACGUCCAGACAAUUUUUAAAUUUUAGGCAAUUAAAAUGUCUUGAUUUUUCGGAAACUUAAAACUUAUAGUAAAAUAAAUUUAUUGUUUUAAAAUGUCCCAAGUGGGGUUAGCA